Molecule: messenger RNA, 1352 nt
Organism: Lycium ferocissimum
Lineage: Eukaryota; Viridiplantae; Streptophyta; Magnoliopsida; Solanales; Solanaceae
Exons: 5
Coding region: 100-1170 (356 amino acids)
Biological process (GO): beta-D-galactose catabolic process via UDP-galactose, Leloir pathway; glucose metabolic process
Molecular function (GO): carbohydrate binding; aldose 1-epimerase activity
Source: RefSeq, a predicted model, not a curated record
AAACUUUUCUAUAAUAAGACCAGUGGAUAACCUAUUGUAUUCAAAGGCUUGAAUAAGCUCUCAUCAAGGCACACUCUCUGAAGUUCACUUGAGUUGACUAUGUCUUCAAAGGUUAAUAUGUUGAUCUGUUUUUUCAUGCUUCAUCUAUGGACUGCUGCCAGUGUUACAGAGAACAAGAUAGGAAUUUAUGAGAUAAAGAAAGGAGAUUUCUCUGUUAAGGUCACUAAUUAUGGUGCCAGAAUCAUCUCUGUUCUUCUUCCUGAUAAGCAUGGAAAAGUAGGUGAUGUUGUUCUUGGAUAUGAUACCAUCGAGGAAUACAAGAAUGAUACAAGUUCUUUUGGAGCAAUAGUUGGAAGAGUUGCUAACCGGAUUAGUGGUGCUCAAUUUACUUUGAAUGGAACCCUUUAUAGGCUUAUCGCUAAUGAUGGCAAAAACACGCUGCAUGGUGGCCCUAAAGGAUUUAGCCAUGUCGUUUGGAAGGUGAGCAAGUACGUGAAAGAUGGUUCCCAUCCUCACAUUACUUUAACAUACCACAGUGCUGAUGGUGAAGAAGGAUUUCCUGGUGAUCUUCUUGUCUCUGUUACCUAUGCAUUGAAAGAUCCUUACAAGCUUAGGGUGGUAAUGAAGGCAAAAGCUCUAAACAAGGCCACUCCAGUUAACUUGGCUCAACACACUUAUUGGAACCUUGGUGGGCACAACAGUGGCGAUAUCUUGUCCAACGACAUUCAAAUCUUUGGAUCACUCAUCACUCUAUUAGAUCAACAUCUCAUUCCAACAGGCGAAAUCGCCCCUGUCAAGAACACGCCCUAUGAUUUCCUCAAACCCCGUAAAGUUGGGAGCCAAUUCAACAAACUCCAAAAUGGAUAUGACAUCUACUACGCACUAGAAAACACUGAAAAAUUGAAGCCUAUGGCAAUAGUUCAUGAUAAAAAAUCUGGAAGAGUGAUGAAUUUACAAGCAUCUGCACCUGGUGUCCAAUUCUACACUUCAAACACACUUCAAAAGAAGGGGAAAGGUGGAUAUGUGUAUCAGCCUUAUUCAGCCUUGUGUUUGGAGACUCAAGGUUAUUCCGAUGCUGUGAAUCACCCAAAUUUCCCAUCAACAAUUGUGACUCCGAAAAAGUCCUACUUUCACAAAAUGUUGUAUACGUUCUCAAUCAAGAAAUACUAGAAUGCUAUAUGUUCUGUCGAGGUUAUAUGCUUUUUGUGACAAAUAAAACAUCUAUCAUUUGGACUCCAUACAGUUUUGCUUGGCUGGAGUUUUCUAAAGAAAUGUUUUCAAACAUGUUUGGUGAGUGCUUUGUAUGUGGACUCGCUGUUUUUGGAGUGAUAAUUUUGUUUCUAAAGAACAAA